This is a messenger RNA of Raphanus sativus (radish), 4086 nucleotides long. RefSeq lists its product as uncharacterized. Gene Ontology annotation, molecular function: RNA binding. NCBI's taxonomy places the organism in Eukaryota, Viridiplantae, Streptophyta, Magnoliopsida, Brassicales, Brassicaceae. The record is from RefSeq and is a predicted model, not a curated record. The transcript has 31 exons. Gene Ontology annotation, cellular component: cytoplasmic stress granule. Gene Ontology annotation, biological process: cytoplasmic stress granule assembly. The coding region runs from base 222 to 3827 and encodes 1201 amino acids.
CCGUAGGUGAUCAUAACGACCUGUUUCUUGCGGUUCGUCUUUGCUUCUCGCCAAAAGAUCAAAGAAGUUACUCAGCUCCGAUCACUGUCUCCGAAUCGUUUAUCGCCAUUCUCUCCGCGUGAAUCCUAUCUCCGUACGAAACCCUAGCUCGCUGCGUUGGAAGAUAUUGAGCUCGUCCUUCUACGGAGCGUUCGUCUGAGUUCAAACAGUUUGAGGCUGCAAUGGAUACACUGCCUGAUCCUCAGUCGAAGUCUUCAUCAAAUGUAUCUCCACACAGAAGAGAAACUUCCCGUGAUAGUUUAGUCUACCUCACAACAUGUAUGAUUGGGCAUCUUGUGGAAGUCCAUCUAAAAAAUGGAUCGGUUUAUCGUGGUAUAUUUCAUGCUGCAGAUAUGGAGAAGGAUUUUGGAAUUGUUCUAAAGAUGGCAUCCUUGAUUAAAGAUAGUAGGCAGAGAUCCCGUUCUGACUUUUUCAGAAAGCCACCUUUCAUGACGUUCAUUGUUCCUGCAGAUGAACUUGUACAAGUUGUAGCUGAGAAUCUCUCCGUAUCCAGUGACGGCACGUUAAAUACCGUUCAGACUGAGAAACCGGUGGAUCUGUUUACGGACUCUUCUAUAUCAAAGUCUCGUCGUGUUGAUCAGGAUAGAGAAGCCGGUAGAGCUGUUGAUGUAUUUGAUGAUAGUGGGUUUAAUGAGGAGGACGACAAAUUCCUGGACACUUGCAAUGAUCAGACUUUUGGUGGUUCAUCUACUUCUAGUUUCCAGAAGCCAGCUUCUUAUAGUGGCAAGGGCUAUGAGGACGUAGUGGGUGACAGCCAGUCUUCUCAGAAUAAUACCAAUGUAGAUCAAAGGUGCUCUGAUGACGCUCGGCACAUUCCCUCUGAACAGCGAUCCAAAGACAGCAGUAUCAGUGAGAGCCAACUGGGUGAGCGAAGAAAGAACAAGAACCCAGAGGUUUCCCACAGUAGCAGAUCAGCUGAAGCAUCAGUUUCUGGUCAUGGAGAUAUCAAAGAAAGUGCAAAAUUUAGUGGUAGUGGAACCUCGGCGUCAAAGAUUGUUGCUGAGAGAGAAAGGCAAGGCAGUGAAGUUUCUGGCAAAACAAAAUCUGAAAGCUCUUUUAGACAGUCGGAUUCUAGAAGUUCAGAGAGUCACCCGGCUCCUUCGACACCAAGUCGUCCUAGACUACCGACAAGCUCGUCAAUUGGCUCUUUGUCCUCAUCAGAAAAGCCCACUCUUAAUCCGGAUGCAAAGUUCAAACAGUUUGAGGCUACAAUGAAUACGCUGCCUGAUCCUCAGUCGAAGUCUUCAUCAAAUGUAUCUCCGCAUAGAAAAGAAAAGUCGUGUGAUAGUUUAGUGGCCUUCACAUCAUGUAUGAUUGGGCAUCAUGUGGAAGUGCAUCUAAAUGAUGGAUCGGUUUAUAGUGGUAUAUUUCUUGCUGCAGAUAUGGAGAAGAAUUUUGGAAUCGUUCUAAAGAAUGCAUUCUUGAUUAAAGAGAGUACUUUACGAGAGCAUAAAUCCCGUUCCGAGUUUUCCAGAAAGCCACCUUUCAAGACGCUCAUUAUUCUUGCAGAUGAACUUGUACAAGUUUUAGCUAAGAAUUUAUCCGUAUCCAGUGACGGCAUGUUAAAUGCCGUUCAGAGUGAGAAGCCGAUGGAGCUGUUGACGGACUCUUCUAUAUCAAAGUCUCGUCAUGUUAAUCAGGGAAGAGAGCUAAUACCGUGGGAACCUGAUGGGAAUGUUCCUCCGGGUCUGGAUAAUGUGUUUGAUGAUACUUCGAAAAGGCAAUGGAAUCAAUUUGAGGCGAAUGAGUUACUGUUUGGAGUAAAGAGCACUUUCGAUGAGAAACAAUAUACCACAACACUUCCACGAAGUACUCAGACUAGAGAGCUAGAAGAGAAAGCGCAAAAGAUUGCGACAGAGAGUGAGGAUGAAAUUAUUCGACAUGUUCAUGUAGCAGAGGAAAGAGGCCUUCAGCUUAGUGAGAAAUCUGAUAUUGACGAGGAAACUAAAUACUCAGCUGUCCGUCGAGUUGAUAAAUUUGAUGAUGGUGGGUUUAAUGAGGAGGACGACAAAUUGCUGGACACUUGCAAUGAUAAGAAUUUUGGUGGUUCAUCUACUUCUAGUGUCCAGAAGUCCACUUCUUCUAGUGGCAAAGGCUAUAAAGACGUACCAGACGUACCGGGUCAAACUCAGCCUUCUCGGAAUAAUACAAAUGUAGAUCAAAGCUGCUCGAUAUCUGGCGAUGACGCUCAGAACUUCCCCUCUGAACAGCGAUCCAAAGAUUUUCCUGCCCCAAGCAGCAGUAUCAGUGAGAGCCAACUGGGUGAGCGAAGAAAGAACAAUAGCCCAGAGGUUUCCCAUAGUAGCAGAUCAGCUGGAGAAUCAGUUUCUGGUCAUGGAGAUAUCAAAGAAGAUGCAGAACUUGGUGUUGGUGAAACCUCGACGUCGAAAAUUUUCAAACAGUUUGAGGCUGCAAUGGAUACGCUUCCUGCUCCACAGUCGAAGUCUUCAUCAAAUGGAUAUCCACGCAGAAGAGAAAAGUCGCGUGAUAGUUUAGUGUACCUCACAACAUGUAUGAUUGGGCAUCUUGUGGAAGUCCAUCUAAAAAAUGGAUCGGUUUAUAGUGGUAUAUUUCAUGCAGCAGAUGUAGAGAAGGAUUUUGGAAUUGUUCUAAAGAUGGCAUCCUUGAUUAAAGAUAGUAGGCAGAGAUCCCGUUCUGACUUUUUCAGAAAGCCACCUUUCAAGACGUUCAUUGUUCCUGCAGAUGAACUUGUACAAGUUGUAGCUGAGGAUCUCUCUGUAUCCAGUGACGUCACGUUAAAUACCGUUCAGAGUGAGAAACCGGUGGAGCUGUUGACGGACUCUUCUAGUGUCCAGAAGCCAGCUUUUUCUAGUGGCAAGGGCUAUGAAAACAUACGAGGUGACGGCCAGCCUUCUCGGAAUAAUACAAAUGUAGAUCAAAGCUGCUCGAUAUCUGGUGAUGACGCUCGGCAAAUUCCCUCUGAACAGCGAUCCAAAGAUUUUCCUGCCCCAGGCAGCAGUAUAAGUGAGAGACAACUGGAUGAGCGAAGAAAGGACACUAACCUAGAGGUUUCCCACAGUAGCAGAUCAGCUGAAGAAUCAGUUUCUGGUCAUGGAGAUAUCAAAGAAGGUGCAAAAAUUGUUGGUGGCGGAACCUCGGCGUCGAAGACUGUUACUGAGAGAGAAAGGCAAGGCAGUCAAGUUUCUGGCAAAACAAAAUCUGAAAUAUCUUUUGGGCAGUCGGAUUCUAGAAGUUUGGAGAGCCGCCCAGCUCCUUCGACACCAAGUCGUCCUGAACUACCGCCAAGCUCGUCAAUUGGCUCUUUGUCCUCAUCAGAAAAGUUCACUUUUGAUCCGAAUGCAAAGGAAUUCGAACCAUCUCAACCACCAGUUGCUGUGCAGGCUCAAUCUCCGACGGAAUAUACCUCAUUCUACUGCCCUGCUGAACCUGUCCAGCGGAUGCCUGUGCAGGCUCAAUCCCCAAUGGCGGGUGGCUCAUUCUACUACCCUGCUGCACCUGUUCAGCAGAUGCCUGUGCAGGCUCAAUCCCCAAUGGCGGAUGGCUCAUUCUACUACCCUGCUGCACCUUUUCAGCAGAUGCCUGGUGGUUACGGAAUUCAGCCGCAAUAUUUUGAACAGCCGAUGUUUUAUGAUCAAUAUUAUGGCCAGCAGUAUGGUCAAACCGGUUAUCCUCAGUAUGCACAAGCCCAGUAUUCGCAACAGCAGCAGCAACCAAUGAUGAUGCCUCCUAGGCCGCAAAUGAUGAUGGGUCAGCCUCCUAGGCCGCCUCCCCCUCACCAGCCGUAAAAUCCAUAUCAUGAAGGACGAGAGUAAUAAGAACCCCGAUAUGAUAUGAUGAAGUUGUUUUUGAAGUAAAGGACGUGAAGGAACCAACCCUCUGUUUUGGUUUAGGCUCUUUUCUUGGUCUUAUCCCUCUUUCUGAAACCAUUUUCUCCCUUUUUAGAUUCCCCCGAUCGAGUCUCUUGUUAAAGACCUAUAUGUACUCUCUUGUAUCUCUGAAGAUAUUACAUAAAUUUCAGAAUUGAGGUCUUUCUCAUGUGUGCCA